Messenger RNA from Rhizopus microsporus ATCC 52813, 873 nucleotides. RefSeq lists its product as uncharacterized. NCBI's taxonomy places the organism in Eukaryota, Fungi, Mucoromycota, Mucoromycetes, Mucorales, Rhizopodaceae. The coding region runs from base 1 to 873 and encodes 290 amino acids. Gene Ontology annotation, biological process: phosphatidylcholine biosynthetic process. The transcript has 2 exons. The record is from RefSeq and is a predicted model, not a curated record.
AUGAAUCGGGAUGCUAAAACAGUAAAAUUACGAGACAAGGUUUCUUUUGUGGUAGGCGUUGGUAAUUCUUGUGUCGCACCUGCACUGGCCAUUCGAUACCCCAACUCUAUUCCCAUUUAUUACAGCGUGCAAUUAGUCAUCUUGCUUAUUUUACGGUAUGUUAUCUAUCGAUCCAGACGAUGGCACUAUUUUAUUUUUGACAUGUGUUAUUUUGUCAAUGUGAUGACUAUGCUCUUUUUAUGGCUCAAACCAGAUUCAAGUUUAUUGUUGAUUGCUACCUUUACCAUGACGAAUGGACCCGUUGCUUGGGCGAUUAUUACAUGGAGAAACUCACUUGUAUUUCACUCGUUGGAUAAGGUGACAUCAGUAUUCAUUCAUAUUUUCCCUCCGCUGGUCAUGUACUGUUUAAGGUGGAUGCCCGAAUUAGUGAAGGACUAUCCUGCAUUUAAGCAAGUCCCGAGUAUUAGCUUGCAGCAAGCCGUCAUUUAUAGCACAGCAGCAUAUGCCAUCUGGCAAUCCCUUUACUAUUUGUUCAUCAUGGUUCGUAGGAGGGAUAAAGUAGAAUCGGGAUUGAGACUGACAUCGUAUUCAUGGUUACUCAAUGACACACAUGGUAAAAAAGGGUUUAUACAGACAACAGCCUUUUUAUUUGGAGAAAAGUACAAGUUGGAAAUGUUCAUGUUGCUUCAACUGACCUAUAACGUGGUUACGUCUGUGCCCACCUAUUAUUUGUAUCAACAUUAUUGGCUGCAUACCUCCUUCUUGAUAGGUAUGUUUGCUGUUAGUGUAUGGAAUGGUGCUAGUUAUUAUAUUGAAGUAUUCUCAAGAAGAUAUGUUCAUGAACUAGAAAAGAUUAAAGAUAAAAUUAAAUAA